AUGGCCGCCAACAACGUCGGGCCGGCAGCUCAGGCAGCCGCUGGUAUGCCGGCUCGCGGAGAACAGAAGAAGAUCUAUCUCAGCGCGCAGCUUUUGACCUGCGCACCCAGACCGCAAGCGAGCGUCGAUGCCCCGGAACUCGCCGUGUCUGAGCUGGUCAAUGAAGGGGAGGACCCACUCCAAGCUACAGGCCUGAUCCGAGCAGGUGUUAGGGUCGUCCGGGAUAUUGCAGAGCCACAUCGACCCUGGGGCCCGACCGACGCCAGUCGACGGCCGAUGUGGCUCUGCAAUAUCCCGGACGACGCUAACACCCGUCUCGGAUUGGCCAGACGGCUCGAGUCUUCCCUGCGCGCUAUCGAACGCCCCGACCAGGCCUGUAGCUUGGAGUGGGUCCUCCACUUCAUUGACCAGCUCAGACACGGCGAGUUCCGGGGCAUCGACGCUCGCUUGCGGCUGUUGAAAAAGACACUCCGUUCUCAAACUUUCCACCCCAACUAA
Messenger RNA from Puccinia triticina, 498 nucleotides. RefSeq lists its product as uncharacterized. Lineage: Eukaryota; Fungi; Basidiomycota; Pucciniomycetes; Pucciniales; Pucciniaceae. The record is from RefSeq and is a predicted model, not a curated record. The coding region runs from base 1 to 498 and encodes 165 amino acids. The transcript has 4 exons.